Molecule: messenger RNA, 3552 nt
Organism: Symbiodinium sp. CCMP2592
Lineage: Eukaryota; Dinophyceae; Suessiales; Symbiodiniaceae
Source: the annotation of a GenBank genome assembly
AUGCAAGGGGCACUCGCUGACGAACGCGAAGCCCAACCAGACAAGAUUGUUGUCGAUGAUGUCGAACUGAGUCUUGACAGCACCCUGUCAGUGCUUCGCCGUGCAUGCCAGAGCCUUGGUGUCGGGAAAUCAGGCUCGAAAGCCGUGGUGUUCCGUAGGCUGUGCAACCAGCUUGACAGGCUUAAGCUGAUUGAGGCUAGUCGCGCCGCUGAGGUUCCGAAUGCACCUGUGCCCAAUGUGCCGGCAGCUCCGAAGGAGCCCACACCAGAGCAACGACGAGCCCACGAGGCUGUGCACGCCCCAUAUGAAGCAUGGUGCCAGCACUGCGUGGCCUUUAAAGCAAGGGAUGACAUGCACAAAGCUGCCAAUACUGAUCGCAAAUUUCCUGUGAUAUCCUUCGACUACGGCUUCACUGGCCGAUCGGAGGAGGAUGGCCCUCACAACAAGCUUGCCUUUCUGUGUCUUCACGAUUCUGAGAGUGGCUGGCGAGAGGCCAUCCCGGUGCCAGGCAAGGCAGGCGUGCAUGAUGGGAUCAAUGUCACCAGCUACCUUGCUGCUGAGAUUUGCAGGUUGCUUAGCAUGCUAGGCUACUCCAAAGUUGUGCUUCAAUGCGACCCCGAGCCCACAUGCUUGAAGUUACGCAAUGAGGUGAGGCGCAUGCGGCUACAGCUGGGUUUGCAAACUGAUGUGCAGCAGUCAGCUGAGGAAAGCCACCAAUCCAAUGGAGGUGCCGAGGUUGCCGUGCAAACGCUGCGGCAGCAGUGCAACACUCUGCUCUCGAUGUACGAAGCAGAGACCAAGCUUAAGGUCGCAACGGCCCACGCUCUCCAUUCAUGGUGCCUCCGGCAUUCUUCUUGGAUCCUGAACAGAUUUGUGCUGCGACCCGGAGGGCUUACUCCUUUCGAGAUCAUACAUGGCCGUCCUUACAAAGGGAAAGUGCUACCGUUUGGCGAAACUGUGAUGGGAUUGGUUUCUCCCGGGCCCAAGGGCAAACCGCGGUUCAUCCAGGCCAUCAUGAUCGGAAAGUGCACUCCGAAUGAUGAGUUCAUCUUGUGUUCUGGAGCCGGCAAGCUCAUGUUGGCCCGCACCGUGCGCCGGCUUGCCACUGGCUUCACUCCAGCCUUGCACGACUGUGUCCGUGAUCCUCCUUGGAUGACCCCGAUGGUCAUCGUUCCGGUGAGGCUGCUGCUCCCGCUGUUGCUACAGGUGAUCCUUUGGUGCAAAGCAGUGCCGGUUCUGCUGAUUGCAGCCGCAACUGUGUGCGGUGUGGAGUACCACCAUGCCGACGAGGAUUCCGAUCUUGCAUUCUCCCUAGCGGACAUUGAAAGCAUCAAUGAUCUUGACGGCCUGUGUUCAGAUGAUGAAGAGGAGGAGUGUGAGCAAGGCCUUGCCCCUCCUGAUGAGCUUUAUCGGCCCUUCUCACCACAUGAGCCUGCCCUGAGCCCCGAGGAGCUUGCUGAUCUUGAUGCACUGUGCGACCACCACGAGAUAGCUCGGCUCAAGGCAAUGGGUGUGAUCUACCAGCCUGAGUCAGGCAAUGAGAACUGCAAGUCAUUGACGGUGAAGUUCGUUCGCUUGUACAUGUCUCGCAAGGGGUAUGCCCUGUUGUCCUGUGAUAUAUCAGACGCCUACUUGACUUGCGAGCAGCCGUGCCCGACCGUGGUGACGCUCCACGGCACUACGUACCGUUUGGCAUUUAUGCUACCGGGGCAGCGGGAUGGUUCAGCGGUCUGGUUUUCCACCUUCACCAAGAAUCUGGUUUCGGAGGGCGGAGUUUCGUUGUGGCCCGGAUGCGAGGCGCUGUUUGCUAUGCGCAACCACUCCGGCGAAGGCGACAGCUUGCACUUCUUGAAGCGCAAACACACUUUGGCCCGCCAGGAUCUGCUUUGCAUUCAGAAAGCUGACAAACACAUCAUGAAACUUGUUGAGCUUUUGCAGCUUGAGCGCCAUUCCCCGAAGCCCACUCCGUUGCCAUUGCAGACACUUGAUUUGGCCAAGUCAGAGCCUCUCCCAGAGGAUCAGGUGUCGGUUUACAGGUCGUGCAUCGGGAUUCUGAUGUACAUCUCUGCGGACACUGCCGAUAUGCAACAUUCCAUUCGCAUGCUCUCCCAGCACCUUGCCUGCCCAACCGAGGCUUGUAUGAAGGCCCUCAAACACCUGGUUCGAUAUGCUAAAUCAACCAGCGGGUUUUGCCUUGGGCUGGAGCGCACGCAUGCAGGACAUGGCACCAGAGUCCAGUGUGAUACCGGCGCCGACGUGCUGGAGCUGUACACAGACUCCGACUGGGCUUCAGAUCACACCACACGCCGGAGCGUGAGCGCUGGGGCCUUGUACUUGAAUGGGAAUGCGAUUUAUACGGCGAGCCGCACGCAACGAGUCGUAGCUAUGUCAAGCUGCGAGUCGGAGCUCAAUGCCCUUGUGUCUUUUGCAGUCGACUUGAUGUAUGUGAAGGAGGCCCUGCGGUUCAUUGUUGGAGCCCUGAAGGAUGGAGCAUUCAAGCUCCACCCGGUCGGGACCCUUGACAACUCUUCGGACUUGAUGACCAAGGUGCUUAAGCGUGAGCGAAUGCUGUACUUGAUGUACCUCUUGAAUAUCAGGGAUGGUGAUGCUCAGUUCAAUCGCGUCGGAGAGGCCCAGGCCGUUGCUCGUGACAACAACCUGCCCUUGAAGCUUGCGGUUAAGGCAGUGAAAGCAUUCAGGGGACCCCCGCAACGGGUGCAUGCGCUCCUGCAAGCGCUGACCUUCAUGUCCUUGAUCGAUGCCAAUCAGGCACGCAUGCUUGACUCCGAGAGCCGUCCGCAUGUGCUUGAAAGCGCCUUGAGCGGUUGCGGAUUCAUCCUUGUGUGCAUCGGAUGCCUCGCGGUGCUAUGCAUGAGCCUGCAGGGUUGCCAAGCUGAGAUUGCAGAUGAGCUCCCCGACCCAUGGGUUGUAUGGUUCACCCUAAUCGUAGGAUUCCUCAUAGGUCUAGGGUUUUGGUUUGUGUUGCCAAGUGCCGAGCUGCAGCAACAGAUGCCUUGUGAACCCGACGACGCCACCACACCUGCUUGUGACGACGACGCGCCGACCUUGAGCGAUGACAUUCCUUCAGAUGGUGAGCUUGCGCAAACACCCGAUGUGACCAGAGCAUCCUCUGAUGAGCCGCUGUCAGAGCCAACGCAGAGCGAUGAUGGGGCAGGCGAUGGCAACAGCCACCCUGCUUCACCCACUGCCCAUGAUCCGAUCGACGAGCCUGAGAACCAUGCCUUGGCAGCAGUGCCGAUUGCAGUUGUUGAUCCUCCUGGAUUCCCUGCUGCUGUCGAUCAGCUGCUUGUGUAUCAUGCGCCGAUCUCUGGGCGCAGAUGGCAUGUGUUCCGAGGGUGUUGGGGUUUAAGUAGAGCUGCUGUCAUUGCUGAAGAAGAGCUUGGUGUGCUUUUGCGACGUGAUCCCAGAAUCACGAUGUGCUUGAUCUGCAUGAACCGAGUUCGCAAUGACUUGCGAUUCCCAAUGCUUCGGAUUACCGAUGAAGCCGACAAUCCACGCCGUGAACACCCCGAACCCGAGCCUUUCCAGUAG